UCAGAGCCUCCUUCCGUCUUUCUGAGGAGCAGCUCGAGGGAGUUUCAGUGUUGACUGAAGUUGUUGUUUUUGGGAUCACGAUGCCUCGUGCGCAGUUGACUUACUCUGCCGUCUUCGACCGUCCCCUGACGGAAGAUGUGGAGGAACUACUGGCUCGUUUCCAGCAGACCGACUCCAUCAGGUUCGAGGACUUCUCAUCCAUCUGGAGGGAGAUGAGCUUCUCGGAUGUGUUCAGGGGCAUCCUGAGCGUGGGAGAAAUGAAGAGGUUCUGCAGAGUGGCGCUGGCCACAGCCGUGAAGUUCUUCAUGCCUCCGUACAGCUACCAGAUCCGAGUGGGAGGCUUGUAUUUGAUGUUUGGUUUGUACCACACGCAACUUGCCAGUCCGCAUGUGAAGAUCAGACUGGCUCUGAGGGACUGGGCUGUAGUCCAAAAGUUCCUCAAGGACUCUGCGGAUUCUGGGCACCAAGAUGUUUUCUACAUUUUCCAAAAGCUCGUUGCCACCAAAGCCAUCCACUACGUCGCCAUGCCACACUUCCUCAGCUUCCAGAAGCAGAUGAAACCGAAGAGGGAGAACGUGUGCGCCGGGUUUCUCGGGAGGACCACGGCCGUCCAAGAGCUCUCCUCCGCAGACGUCCUGGAGGAGAUGACCAACAUCCAGAGCCAGUAUGAGGAGCUGAAGGAGGCCACGGUGGAGGUCAGCCGCGAGGUGACCAUGACCCAUCGGGACUUAUCCGCCCGCCUGAAAGACUGCAUGUCGGAGUUCAUCGCUUGGCAGCAGAGGACCUUCUCACAGGAUAACAAGAACUCUGACGACAACGAGGAGGACCCGACCGAGGGGGAGUGCAGCAGCAGCAGGGCCCGGCUCCUGUCCUCCAUCAAGCAGAAGAGCUACAGCAACUUCCAGGAGGCGUCCAAGUCCAGGAGGCAUCGACAGGCCAGGACGGCGGAGUCCUCCAGCUCCGGGGCCGAGCGGGUCCAGGAGGCCUCGACUCUGCAGAGGAGGAGGCCUCCGUCGCUGAGGGCUCGGACCCGCAAGAGUCUCGGGGUGACGCGGGAGGAGUGCAAGCUCCAGGCCUGGCUCCUGAGUGUUCCUGAGAAGCAGGAGAGGUCGCCGGUGGGGAGGUACAACUAGACGGGAGCUUCUGUCAACCCGUGAUGGGAAGAGAGGACUUCAAGACACACAAAGAAGUUUGUUUUUCUUUUUUGUGCUCCUCCAGGUUCAAUGAAAACCUUUACGUUUGAUUAACACUUUGUUCUGUUGGUUUUCUCUCAUCGUGCAUCAGUUGUUUGACUGGAAUCCUUUAAUUUGUUAAUAAAUGUAUUUUAUAAUUUACUCUCCUUUCUUGUUUUCACUCCUGCUUCUUUAAAAGUCUGUUGUCAUGUGACUCAGAUGGUAUUUACAGAGAUCCAUCCUUUGCACUGCAAACAUCA
Messenger RNA from Anarrhichthys ocellatus (wolf-eel), 1432 nucleotides. RefSeq names its product snRNA-activating protein complex subunit 1-like. Gene Ontology annotation, molecular function: sequence-specific DNA binding. Gene Ontology annotation, cellular component: snRNA-activating protein complex. Gene Ontology annotation, biological process: snRNA transcription by RNA polymerase II; snRNA transcription by RNA polymerase III. The transcript has a single exon. NCBI's taxonomy places the organism in Eukaryota, Metazoa, Chordata, Actinopteri, Perciformes, Anarhichadidae. Bases 81 to 1133 code for a protein of 350 amino acids. The record is from RefSeq and is a predicted model, not a curated record.